AUGCAGCACCGCAACUUCCAGACACCCUUCCAGCUGCUUCAUCAGUGGCUGCCGUACGGCUGCCGAGCCUACCCUUUGACAUACAAGGCCCUUCAGAACAAACAGAAAAAGGACCUCAAGACCGACCCUCACACGGAAAUCGGUUAUCUAGUGGGCUACGACUCCACUAACAUUUUCAGGAUUUGGAUCCCUUCGUCAUCCGAAGUCCGAAGGCUCAGAGAUGUGACCUUUAACGAACACAAGUUCUACGAAGGAAAGGUAGAGCCACAGGAGCCUAUCCCUCAACGCUUAGAAGUACAGCUUCCAGCACACAUCGAAGAUGAAUCGGAAUACGAGGAAAUCCCUACUCGUAUGGAAGAGCCUAAUCCUCAACCGGACACCCCUUCUUCGACUACAUCUGGUCAAGAAGACGCCAGCACCAUCCAGGUUCAACAGGAACCCUCUGAACACGAAGAUUCAGAGGAUGAGCUUCACGACGCGGAUAACCCGUACCCGACGCCUGAUCCCGCUCAGAGCGAUCAGCAACUUCGACGCUCAUCACGUCCGCCCAAGCCACGGAACUUCGGCAGCUUUGCCAGUUCCCAAAACCACUUUCACAGCUCUUUCUUUCUCGGACGAGAAGAAAAGCUACAUCGUCGCUCUUUGCCCCCAGAGCCGACGUCGUACAAGGAACUGAGUACACACCGCUUUGGCCCUCAAUUCAAAGAAGCAGCUCACGCUGAAUGGAAAUCCCUCCAACAGAGAGGAACCUUCAAGGCUGUUCCGCGAGACCAAGCAACAGGCAGGCCGUUGCCCCUGACCUGGGUGUUCAAGUACAAAUUUGACAAGCAUGGCUUCCUUAUCAAGUUUAAAGCCCGCUUGUGCGUUAGGGGAGACCUUCAGAAGCUGGGUGACAAGGACACCUAUGCUGCCACACUUGCCGGAAGAUCCUUCCGAGUUCUUAUGGCUAUUACAGCUAAAUUCGACCUUGAGACCCGACAGCUCGACGCAGUUAACGCCUUUACCAAUGCCCUCUUAGACGACGAGGAGGAGGUCUAUGUGUUAUUUCCUGACGGAUACUAUAGACAAGGCUGGGUUCUUCGCCUCAUCCGAGCCCUCUAUGGCCUUAGGCGUUCUCCCCUCCUUUGGCAGAAAGAGCUUACUGCAGCAUUCAAGGAGCUCGGUCUUUUACAGUGUCCAGACGAGCCCUGCAUCUUCCAGAACGACUGGCUCACAGUCUUCUUCUUCGUUGAUGACAUCGUCUUCCUCCAUCGCAAGGGUAGUCAAGAUGCAGCCGAUCAGAUGGUUGCAGCCCUCAAGAGGAAGUACGCCAUGACAGAUCAAGGAGAAUUGCAGUGGUUUCUCGACUCCUACAUUGAAAGGAUGGUUCAACGAUUCGGCCUUCGAUGCCUCGACACCUUCAAAGGAGCCCCUUUCCCAUGCAAUGAAGUCCGGCCAAACACAGGACAGGCUUCUCAAGACCAGAUUCAGCUCUAUCAAAGCAAAGUUGGAUCGCUGAACUAUGCCGCGUGCAUCACUCGUCCGGAUAUAGCCAAACCAGCAUCUAAACUAGCUGAAUUCCUUCACAACCCUUCCGAGCUUCAUUCUAAGCUCGCGGACCAUCUGAUUGAGUACCUAUACGCCACUAGGUAUCUCGCCAUUCAGUUUUCAGCUCAACAUCACAGCGACUUUCAGAGCGCUUCAGACGCCGCUUUCGCUGAUGAUAAGGAAACACGCAAGUCAUCACAGGGUUCAAUCCUUACCCUCUUCGGCGGCCCUAUCGCAUGGAAAGCCGGGAAACAGGAUACAACUAUUCGUCUAGUUACACAGGAUAUACCUCGCCUUCGCACCGCCCUUCGUCACAUCGACAUCCAUACUUGUUGGGCUAGGCAGGCAUUCGAGGAAGGCCUCUAUAGUCUCGUCUAUACGCCAACUUCUGAAAUGAUCGCAGAUGGCCUCACCAAGGUCCUUCCAGGCCAGAAAUUUACUAACUUCGUUAAACAACUCGGCCUCGUUGAUAUCUCUACGCUGCUAGGAAUGUAG
Hirsutella rhossiliensis is the source of this 2022-nucleotide messenger RNA. RefSeq names its product reverse transcriptase (RNA-dependent DNA polymerase) domain-containing protein. Bases 1 to 2022 code for a protein of 673 amino acids. The record is from RefSeq and is a predicted model, not a curated record. The transcript has 5 exons. Lineage: Eukaryota; Fungi; Ascomycota; Sordariomycetes; Hypocreales; Ophiocordycipitaceae.